Molecule: messenger RNA, 1085 nt
Organism: Pelobates fuscus (common spadefoot toad)
Lineage: Eukaryota; Metazoa; Chordata; Amphibia; Anura; Pelobatidae
Gene: STYXL1
Product: serine/threonine/tyrosine interacting like 1
Exons: 9
Coding region: 95-976 (293 amino acids)
Biological process (GO): positive regulation of intrinsic apoptotic signaling pathway; negative regulation of cytoplasmic stress granule assembly; protein dephosphorylation
Cellular component (GO): mitochondrion
Molecular function (GO): protein phosphatase binding; protein tyrosine/serine/threonine phosphatase activity; protein phosphatase inhibitor activity
Source: RefSeq, a predicted model, not a curated record
GCUACGGUGUUCGUUUAAUAUUGGAUAGAUUUUGUGAAGUACCUUUUGUAAAUAAAUUACUCAUAGUCCCAUUUAUCUUUUAUGUUACAGUAAAAUGGCCAAACUGACACUGUGCAAGCCAACUGAAUUAUACAACAUUCUGAAUCAAGCUACAAAAUUUUCACGGCUAGCAGAACCCAAUUAUUUGUGCCUUCUAGAUGCACGAUCUAAGCGAGAGUACAAUGAGGGUCAUAUUAUAACAGCACGGAGAACCAAGAAGGAUCAAUAUGAUAAAAACUUCAUGUUUCCAGAGUCUACAGAGCUGGACUGCUUCACAUAUUUUAUAGUGUAUGACGGACACACAAAUUCUUUGGAUGAAGAAGGUCCAGCUAUUGAAUGUGCCAGGGUCAUGGCCCAGGUCUGCCGUCUACCAGUCAUGGUGCUCAAAGGGGGCUAUGAAUUAUUUUCUGCUCAUUACCACUUCUUUAGGUCUCAGAAAGUGUUUUGGAUGCCUCAGGAAAUAGAUGACUUUAAGCCACAUCCAGUUGAGAUAAUACCGUGUUUUUUAUAUCUCGGUGAUGCUCGGCAUGGAAAUGACCUUCAUAUUCUAAAAGAUCUCAAGAUUAAAUCCCAAAUCAAGGUUUCUAUGAACCCAGUAAAUGCUUCUCUAGAAAAUGUUCACAUGCUGCAUAUUCCAACCACAGAUUCCAAUGAUUCAGACCUUUUUCAGUUUUUCCCCAAUGUGUGCACGUUUAUAGAUUCACAGAAGAAUUCUGCAGUUCUAGUAGUUUCGGAUCUGGGUAUCAGCCGCAGCAGUACUGUGCUGAUUGCAUACCUUAUGCAUUACAGAAAGUGCACGUUGAAGGAGGCAUGGGAAGAUGUCCUGAAGUGCAAAAUGAACAUGAGGCCAAACCGAGGAUUUGUGGUUCAGCUAUCAGAGUGGGAAAAAACUAUCAUGGGUCAUCACAUUACAGACAUAUCAGACCCUAAAUUUUGAUCUUCAAAGAUGCCUGCUUAAAGAAAAUAUAUUUACUGGACCUGCUCACCCGAUCAAGAUAAUGGAAAAAUAAUAGAACAAUGGGCAUGAUUAAAGUCUUUUGCUAAAA